ACAUCUGGCAGUGCCUCAGCUGAUUGCUGUCAGUGAAUUUGAUUUUCGUUUUCUUCACUCCAUUCUUGUGUUUUCAUAACUCACAAAUAGCAUUUCUUAAUAAAUUCCUUUGCAUUUCUUUAAAAAAAAUAACUUGAUAGAUAGAGAGAAUCAUGUCCAGGAAUCUAAAUCGAUUGCUUGUGUCAUGCAACAAAAAUUUCCUGAGUCAAAGAGUAAGCUCAGCUCAAAACUUCUUACGACAACAAUCACAAGCAUCGAAUCCAACUAAAGGCAAAGGUCCAAUAUCAUGGAAGAGUUUGGGUAUUCUGUCAAUCCUUGGAGCUGGCGGUCUUGGUUUUAUGUACUAUGUGAAAAAUGAAAAAGAAGAAGCUAUGAUGCGGGAGCGAAAGAGGCAACUGGGUAAAGCACAAAUUGGAGGUAAAUGGGAUUUGGUUGAUUGCACUGGAAAGACUAGAAAGUCUGAGGAAUUCCUGGGCAAGUGGCUAUUGAUUUACUUUGGAUUCACGCACUGUCCAGAUGUGUGCCCAGAUGAGUUGGAAAAAAUGGCAUUGGUUGUUGAUGAAAUAGAUAAGGCCCCCAAGAGUCCAGGAAUCCAACCAAUUUUCAUAACAGUUGAUCCAGCAAGAGAUUCAAAGGAAGUUGUUGAGAAAUACGUUAAAGAAUUCUCACCUAAACUUCUCGGUCUUACUGGAAGCCCUGAACAAAUUAAUAGCGUCUGCAAGGCCUUUAGGGUUUACUACAGUGCCGGACCUCGAGAUCAAGAUAAUGAUUAUAUUGUGGAUCACACAAUUAUCAUGUAUUUGGUUAAUCCUGAAGGCGAAUUUGUUGAUUAUUAUGGACAGUCCAAAGAUAAGAAUCAAGUGACUUCUUCAAUUCUUGUAAAUAUGGCUAAAUGGGAUCAGCUACAAAAAAAGUCUUGGUUUAGUUAAGUAAAGAUUGUGUAUUAGUUUUAUUACUCACUCGAUAAUCGAUAAUGUAUUUCGGGUGAAAUUGAACAAAAUAAAAGUAAAUAUUUGUUAUUUCGGUCGCUAAUAAAAAAGUUAUAAAUUAUCAA
Messenger RNA from Eupeodes corollae, 1054 nucleotides. RefSeq names its product protein SCO1 homolog, mitochondrial (gene Scox). The coding region runs from base 153 to 929 and encodes 258 amino acids. The record is from RefSeq and is a predicted model, not a curated record. Gene Ontology annotation, biological process: mitochondrial respiratory chain complex IV assembly; intracellular copper ion homeostasis. Gene Ontology annotation, molecular function: copper ion binding; copper chaperone activity. Gene Ontology annotation, cellular component: mitochondrial inner membrane. Lineage: Eukaryota; Metazoa; Arthropoda; Insecta; Diptera; Syrphidae. The transcript is spliced from 4 exons.